UGCUGUGCUGUGCUGUGCUGUGCAGUGCAGUGCUGUGCAGUGCUGUGCUGUGCAGUGCUGUGCAGUGCUGUGCAGUGCUGUGCUGUGCUGUGCAGUGCUGUGCAGUGCUGUGCAGUGCUGUGCUGUGCUGUGCUGUGCUGUGCUGUGCUGUGCAGUGCAGUGCUGUGCAGUGCUGUGCUGUGCAGUGCUGUGCUGUGCUGUGCAGUGCUGUGCUGUGCUGUGCUGUGCUGUGCUGUGCAGUGCAGUGCUGUGCAGUGCUGUGCAGUGCUGUGCUGUGCAGUGCUGUGCUGUGCAGUGCUGUGCAGUGCUGUGCAGUGCUGUGCUGUGCUGUGCUGUGCAGUGCAGUGCUGUGCAGUGCUGUGCUGUGCUGUGCAGUGCAGUGCUGUGCAGUGCUGUGCUGUGCAGUGCUGUGCUGUGCUGUGCUGUGCUGUGCUGCUCUUUCUGUUGCUGUGUGCUGUGCUUCCAGCGUGGCCUUGCUUUGCCCCAUGCCAUGUUGCAUUCCACCAUGCAGCCUUGCACCGCACCAUGUUGGUCGUUGCAACUCUGCGCCAUGCCACAUUGCACUGCUCCAUGCAACUCUGCAUGCCAUGCUGCAUUGCGCCGUGCUACGCUGCACCACAGAACCCUGCACCACGCCAUGCUGCAUUGCACCGUAGCAACUCCACACCACACUGCACUGCUUCAUGCAACCCUGCACCGUGAGAUGUUGCAUUGCACCAUGCAACCUUUGCACCUCGCCAUGAUGCAUUGCACUGUGCUACUUCGCACUAUUGAACCCUGCACCACGCCAUGUUGCAUUGCACCAUGCAACCUUUCAUCAUGCAACCUUGCACCACGUCAUGUUGCACUGCACCAUGCAGCCUUGCACACGCAGCCCUGCACCACGCCAUGUUGCACUGCACCAUGCAACUCUGCUCCAUGCUACUGCAUCAUGCAACCUUGUGCCACACCACGUUGCAUUGCACUGUGCAACUCUGCAUGCCAUGAUGCAUUGCACUGUGCCACACUGCACCAUGCAACCAUGCACCAUACCAUGUUGCACUGCACCACGCAACCCUGCACCAUGCCACUCUGCACCGUGCAACCUUGCAUCAUGCAAACUUGCACCAUGCCACGUCGCAUUGCACCAUGCAACUCUGCACGCCAUGCUGCACUAUGCCAUGCUGCACUGCACCACGCAGGCAUACACCACGCCAUGUUGCAUUGCACCAUGCAAUGUUGCAUCAUGCAACCCUGCACCAUGCCACAUUGCACUGCACCAAGCAACUCUGCACGCCAUGUUGCAUUGCAUCAUGCUGCACUGCACCACGCAGCCCUGCACCACGCCAUGUUGCACUGCACCACGCAGCCCUGCACCACGCCAUGCAGCCUUGCCCCGUGCCAUGCUGCACUGCUGCACGCUGCCCUCAUGCCGUGUCCCCGCAGCUCGGAGCAUGAUGUCCUACAUCAAGCAGCCCCACUACGCCGUCAAUGGGCUGACGCUGGCUGGGCCUGGCAUGGAUUUGCUGCAUUCUGCUGUGGGGUACCCUGCCACCCCCCGGAAGCAGCGCCGUGAGCGAACCACCUUCACACGGGCACAGCUGGACAUCCUGGAGGCGCUGUUUGCCAAAACGAGGUACCCCGACAUCUUCAUGAGGGAGGAGGUGGCCCUGAAGAUCAACCUGCCGGAGUCCCGCGUGCAGGUGGGUGCAAAGUUCAAGAACCGCCGCGCCAAGUGCCGCCAGCAGCAGCAGCAGAGCAGCGGGCAGCCCAAGGCUCGGCCGGCCAAGAAGAAGCCGUCCCCGCCCCCGGGAACCAAAGCGACGCCGGGGGCGCCGGGCCGUACAGCCCCCUCGCAGCCCGGCCCCGCGGGGACCCCCGGCCCCGCCGCCCCGGUGUCCAUUUGGAGCCCGGCUUCCAUCUCCCCGGUGCCGGACCCGUUGGCCGCCGGCAGCGCCCCCGGUUUGCCGCGUUCCGCUCCGUUCUCCGCCGCUCCCUACAACCAAACGGCGCCCUACGGGCAGAGCUACGGGGGCUCGGCCGCCUAUUUCGGGGGCCUGGACUGCGGGCCGUACCUCUCCCCCAUGCAUCCUCCGCUGGGGGCUCCCGGAGCGGCUCUCAGCCCCCUGGGGGCACCCAUGGGCGCUCACCUGGCGCCCUCCCCCGCCGCUCUGUCCGGGCAGAGCUUUGGGGCAGGCCUGGGCUUCGGAGCGGUGGAUUGCUUGGAGUACAAAGAGCAGGCGGGGAGCUGGAAGCUCAACUUCAACCCGGCCGAUUGCCUGGACUACAAGGAGCAGAGCUCCUGGAAGUUCCAGGUGUUGUGA
Messenger RNA from Lagopus muta (rock ptarmigan), 2303 nucleotides. Its product is annotated as homeobox protein otx5-like. Gene Ontology annotation, cellular component: nucleus. NCBI's taxonomy places the organism in Eukaryota, Metazoa, Chordata, Aves, Galliformes, Phasianidae. Gene Ontology annotation, biological process: multicellular organism development; regulation of transcription by RNA polymerase II. Gene Ontology annotation, molecular function: RNA polymerase II cis-regulatory region sequence-specific DNA binding; DNA-binding transcription factor activity, RNA polymerase II-specific. The record is from RefSeq and is a predicted model, not a curated record.